GUCUGAUGAUUUCAGUGCAAGAGAAAGCGAAUCCGAGCAACAAUAACACAUUUACACAUCGGAUUUCGCUCGAGCACGCUUUGGAUCCUCUACACACAAAUACACGCUCAUACAGGAAGGCAUCUGUAACAGACCUGUCGAGUGGGGCAGUGGAGAGUGGCUCUCGUGGUAUGACUACUACAAACAAGGGCAACAAAGCACUGAAGGUGAAGCGAGAGCCAGGUGAAAAUGGCACGAGUCUUACGGAUGACGAGCUGGUGUCUAUGUCUGUGCGGGAGCUGAACCAGCACUUGCGUGGUCUGUCCAAGGAGGAAAUCCUGCAGUUGAAACAGCGGCGGCGCACUCUCAAAAACCGUGGCUAUGCCGCCAGCUGCCGCGUCAAACGUGUCACGCAAAAGGAGGAGCUGGAGAAACAGAAGGCGGAGCUUCAGCAGGAGGUGGAGAAGCUCGCCUCGGAAAAUGCUAGCAUGAAGGUGGAGCUUGAUGUGCUGCGCUCCAAAUAUGAGGCUCUCCAGAGUUUUGCCAGAACUGUGGCCCGCAGCCCUGUUGCCGCUGCCAGGGGCCCCAUCACAUCUGUCAUAGGGCCUCUCAUACCAGGCAAAGUAGCCGCCACCAGUGUCAUCACCAUUGUCAAGUCCAAAACAGAAGCACGGUCAUAAUGCACAAACGGGGAACAUUUGUAAGUAUAUUGGUCAGCGUAUUCAUCAGGCACAGGAUUACUUAUGUUAUAUGACGUGAUAAAAUUCAGCAAGAUCUGCUCUGUGACCAUAAAAAUAUAAACAGACAACACUAAAGUCUCUCUGAUGUCGUUUACAACCCUCGUUGUUAAUGAACAACAAUUGUUAUCAACGUAUCAUUAAUCAGAAUAUUACACACUUGAGGUUCACACAAACAUUAUUAGAAACAUAUGCCAUUUAGUCACCGUCAUGUACCAAACCUGAAUAACUUGGUCCAUGGAACACAAAAUUUAUUUCUUGUGCUGCUUUUUUCCACACAGUAGAAAGUAUACUCUGACUGGUGAGUGUCAAUCUCUCCAAAGGUUUUUAAAAUGCACCAUAAAAGUAUCAUAAAAAGAGUCACAAAAAAGUCACAUUGUGACAUUUAAGACAAAAGAAUUGAUGCCAUUUAUCAUCAGUGUUGGGGUAACACAUUACAAAUAACGAGAGUAGAUUACUUUUUAAAGUAGCUAGUAAAGUAACACUUUGCUUUUAAAUUUACAACGAAAUAUCUGAGUUACUUUUUCAAACAAGUAAUGUAAGUUAUUUUGUUUUCCCAUUUAUUCAUUAUCACCUCUCCUAUCCCCAUGUUGAGUGAAAGGGCCUUUACAGUUGCCAAAAAUAUAACUUUUGAGUUUUUUGUUAUUAAAAAACAAAUGAGCAAGCCCAACCCAGGUGACAAAAAGUAAUGUAAUGCAUUAAUUUCCAUAAAACGUAACACCAUUAGUUACGUUUUUAUGGAGUAGCACAAUAUUGCAAUGCAUUACUUUUAAAAGUGACUUUCCACAACACUGUUUGUCACAAACAUCAAACCUGAUGCAGUGCAUCUUAUGACACAAAAUUUAAAUGGAAUGGAAUGAGAGCUAAUGGAAGAGAGGGAGAGAUUGUUAAUGAAUAACUUUGAAUUGGAGUGUGUUCCUUAUAGAAAUAUUUUUAUCCUUUUUUGGGGCUGGACAGACAUGGCCGCUGUAUGCUUCACUGUAUGGAAAAGAGCAUGGACAUUCUGCUAAAUCUCCUUUUUGUGUUCCAUGGGAAGAAAUUGUGUCAAUCCCUUGUGUUAGUCCAAACACGUAUGACUAACUUGAAAUGUCAGUUUUCAUUUUCUCGUUUUUUGGGUUAACCGUUCCCUUUAGCUCCAACUUGAGUUACCUGUGCUUGAUAUUGUCCACUGACUGAUAUACAGAUGAGGAAAAGUAAAUAUAUUGACUAUUCUAUCAGAAAUAGCGGUGUUCCCUUAAGACAUACGGAUCUUGUAAUUCACAAAGCGAGCAAAAAUGCUUUUCAGCUAUCAAUUUUCUUUCCUGUUAAGUUCAAUUCCAUUAGUGGAAUGAUGUUUACAAGUUAUAUUCUGAGGAAUAUGACCAGGAGAGGCAAUAAACUACUGUAUUUAUGCAUGGGAGAGCAGAGACCCUGUUGAGCUGUCUGGCAGGUGAUGUUCAUCUUUUGCAGACAUGAGAAAGCCUUUUCUUAAAGAUAUAUCGCAGAGAGGGGAGGCAUUUACUUGUUUUUAGAAAAUAUUUGAAGUUGGUAAACCGUGUUGGUAAAACUGAUCAUUCUAGCUUUGUUCAGAGUCGUAGAGCUGUAGUUUCGUUGUUCUGUGCUUUGUGUGGAUGGGCUGGUCUCAGUUAAUUUUCCCGAAGCGACCCAACACAAGCUUUAUUGUUGAAUUGUUAGCAAAUGCUCUCUGAUGUCUUACUCCAGCUACUUUGUUGUUUUUCUUUCCUGAAUAAGAAAACAGAAAAAAAAAAAGUUAUUUAUAUGAACAAAAAAUAGUUUGAUAUCAAUUUUGCAAUUGUACCAAAAGUGGCUUAUUAUUGAAGUCUGAUUGCUUUUCUAGUAAGUAGGCGCGUGCAGUGGGGUAGCGCGUGGCGUGCUGUGUAUGUGGUCAGGUGGCAGUGUUGUUCACUGUGUAAGUGUCCAGCUGUAUUCUUUAAAUGAAUAUUAUAAAGUAAUAUAGAUGGUGUACAGAAGCCAGUCGUUCAUAUUGGCUCCUUCCAUAUCUCUGUAAUGAAGAUGUCUUGCACUCAGAACAUCUGGGUUUUGUUGAACGAUAUAAUUUCCAACUUUACUGCAGCUAACUAUAACAAAACCCAAUGUGACGCUUCAUAAUGGUGCAUAGCCAGUCUGCGGUUCUCUUCCAGCACAGGUGGUUGGGCAAAACACAAUUUAUCCUUAAUGUUUGAGGGCAACAAAAAUAGCAAGACCUGAAUUUAAAGUUGUGGUUCUGUUCCAAAACCUAGUGAACUGUCCAUUUUAAGGAGCUCUUAAUCAUAUAUGCUCUCCCAACAUGAAGACUGUUGUAAAAGACGCCAAAUAAGGAAGCAUGGCAUGGCACAGAACAAGUGACAAACUCACUGAAAAAGAAAUGCAUCUAUCUAUUCUCCAAAGCACUACAUAAUAAACAGCCAAUACUUUUUGAGCAAAAUGUACAAGUGAAAAAUACAGUUGAAUGCGACUUGAUUUGAUUGUGAUGUUAAGUGGAAGGGUUGAAAAUCAAUGCCAGCUGAACAGGAAAGGUGGAUAAAGUUAUUACAACUGCAAUCAUUGCUAAAAUGUUUGUAUAUAAAUGACCAAAAGUUGAGUUUUUUUACCCAACACUUGUUUGUUGUAUUUAUUUAUUGUUUAUUAGGCGUAUUGUUGGUUAAGCUUAGCAACUUUGUAAUGUCAAACUCUAUUGAAAUCAACUGUGAGUACAGUGUUUCGACCUAUAUAAAAUAUUUCGGAUCAGUCCCUUGCAGUACAAGGCUCCAUUUCAGUUCGGAUGCUGCCUACCGUAUGUCUACAGACAGCAACGCAGUCCCUCACUGGGGUUUGGAACAGAGCUAUAAUAUUUAAAAAGUUAAUUGACUGUCAACCCUGUCAUCUUGCUCAUGUUCUAUAUCUGAUGGACAGAUGUUGUCUGUGGAUUCAGAGCAGAACUACAUACAGUGCAAAGAUGUUUGAAAUAAGCUUCAUGAGACUCCUCUGUGAGAGAUGAUCAGGGUAAGUGAAAUGCACUAAUGAAAUGGGCUUAUUUUGAUAUGCUCUUCCCUGUUGUUAUCUCAGGACACAUGUUCAGUGUAAUAUAAAAAUAAAAAGCACCAGAAGUACUUUGACUUGUCGCCCUGAUUGAAAAUCAGCUGAAUGGUUGUGACGUGAACAGAAUAUACAUAAAGUAAUGCAUAGGACUUGUUCGCUCUACAGUAUAUUCCAAGUCUUAUAAGGCUAAACAAUACAAUGUAAGUAAUUUAUUCUCUGCAAAUCAUCCCCUUAAACAUCAGUUCUAAUAAAAUGUUUUCACUCUUAUAUGCAAUAUUAUGCCUCAUAUAAUGUCUAUCAUUAUUAUUAAAUUAAAUGUGUAAUAAGCAGGAUAAUGUAAAGACAGCAAAAUGAACUCCUUAAGGGUGAUAAAAGGUCUAAUCCUGAUCACCUGGCGGGGCUUAUUUUACAGCAAUGAGCCGUAACACAUGGCUAAGUAAGUAAAGACAGCUUUCAUUUAUGGAUGAACUAUUCCUUUAAGGAGAAAUUAACACAUUGAAACUGAUUCACUGUGACAAGAAUGCACUGCCCUCUUACCUCAACUCCGCCUCACAUUGUAGAUUCAAGGCCAGAUUCUGAAAACAUUUCUACCCGCCAUCAGAAAGAGGUUUUGCUACAGUAAAAUAUGCAUCCCACGUUUUCCGCAUAUAGGUUGUAUUCUUGCAGCAGUUUGAUGACUGGUCUGUUUUUAGAGCUCAUUGCUCACAUAAUGAACACAACACAUCCACCCAUCUUGUUUUCUUGUUUUGAAAAGCAGAUUUUUGGAGGUUUGCAUCAUACUUGUUUCGCACAGCACUUCUCUGUGGUGUUUAAUGUAGUUCUUGGAUAAGUGCCACACUGUACCCUUAUGUGCACAUAAAUUAUUGAUAUUCUUGACCAAUGAUGUUUUUGUGGUAGUUUGUAUUUUAGCACUAUUGUAAAAGGACUGCUGAGUAGAAAGAUAUUUCAGUGGGAUACAGUCACCACUGCAAAGCUAAAUGUGUGUUUAUUAGCUCUGUUCCAACCCUAGUUAGCAUCCUAGUGCAUCAUAGGCACAUUCCUGACUCGAAGGCUGUUUGGCCAAAUUCUAAGCCUUUGUUGCAUACAGUAUAUCCAAUCCCAAAAUGAUCUUUCAAAAAAUUCUUCCAAAAUUGCAGACAUGCUUCAUACUUUUGUUUCAUUCAGUAUAGAAAGUAUAGAUAAACAUAAUUCAAUUAAUAAUAAAAAAAAUGGAUGCUUGGCAACAUUCUUACGUCAGAAUCAGUUGUAACUACAGACUCUUGUACACAAACUGUGAGAAGCACUAUCUGUGUCACUGUAUGUCAUUUCAGUUCCAUUUCAGUUAGCAUGCCUAUGUAGCUCACUAAGUUUUGGGACAGAGCUAUUGUCAUUGCUACUAAUUAACUGUAUUGUAUAUUCCUUUAAUGGUAGGCUAUGCAACAGGCAUUGUCAUUGUUUUAUGGGUCUUGAAUCAUUAAUGAAUCCUAUCAAAAAGCAGCUUUUUUUCAGUCAGCACAUUAAUGGCAAUGUUAUCAAGCUUUAGGCUGAUAAUUCAUCACUUUCUUUGUUUGCUGAGCAAGUGACUGUAAAGGGAUUUAUAUUUGGCACUAAAGAGUAAGAGUAGUUCUUUGUCUCAGAUUUGUGGGUCAAUAAAAUAAAGAUAUGAAAUGUGAAUUUAUGAUUGGUGAACAUUGAUAGAAUAUGUUUUGGUUAUUUUUAUCAAUGGGUUGUAAUAAGAUAUAUUGCAGUGCUUUGUAUGAAACACCGUAACAAAAUGGGUGAAUUGUAACUAUUUAUUGAUUAAAUUGUUGUACUUUUUUGCAAUCUAGAUACAACACUGUAUUCAUAUUUAAUGACUGUGUAUUUGAACCAUGCAGUUAACCAUUUUUCAGAUGUGGCUACAUUAUUGAUUUACUGUUGUACAUAAUGUAUGUUUGUUGAAUUACAGCUUCUUUUAUUUUGUAUAUGACUAAUAAAAAUGUUUUGAGAAAG
Molecule: messenger RNA, 5705 nt
Organism: Onychostoma macrolepis
Lineage: Eukaryota; Metazoa; Chordata; Actinopteri; Cypriniformes; Cyprinidae
Gene: mafga
Product: v-maf avian musculoaponeurotic fibrosarcoma oncogene homolog Ga
Exons: 3
Coding region: 6-659 (217 amino acids)
Biological process (GO): regulation of epidermal cell differentiation; regulation of transcription by RNA polymerase II
Cellular component (GO): nucleus
Molecular function (GO): DNA-binding transcription factor activity, RNA polymerase II-specific; RNA polymerase II cis-regulatory region sequence-specific DNA binding
Source: RefSeq, a predicted model, not a curated record